Messenger RNA from Aspergillus pseudonomiae, 759 nucleotides. RefSeq names its product GNS1/SUR4 family-domain-containing protein. The coding region runs from base 1 to 759 and encodes 252 amino acids. Gene Ontology annotation, biological process: sphingolipid biosynthetic process; fatty acid elongation, monounsaturated fatty acid; very long-chain fatty acid biosynthetic process. NCBI's taxonomy places the organism in Eukaryota, Fungi, Ascomycota, Eurotiomycetes, Eurotiales, Aspergillaceae. Gene Ontology annotation, molecular function: fatty acid elongase activity. The record is from RefSeq and is a predicted model, not a curated record. The transcript is spliced from 3 exons. Gene Ontology annotation, cellular component: endoplasmic reticulum membrane.
AUGUCCUACAUACGAGAAGUAGUAAGAUCUCCCCACAUCAGAUCGGAGGAAAUUCUUCAAGCUGCACGAGUUAUGUCGAGUGCCCUAUCUAUCUACUUUGGGCUUCCUGAGGCCCGGCUGUUUCGAUUCCCUCCCGGACCCCAUCCGCCUCUUAUCAGACCUGCACGGGAAGAAAUCUCAUGGAAACGCCCUAUCAAUAUAUCCUCCACCGUUUACAAUUUCAGUCUCGAUGCCAGAGUUCCUAUUAUUACGGCAUGCUUGUAUCUCGUCUUCGUUUGUGCCCUGAAUUAUCUGAAUAAGAAAAGACGGUAUUCUCCGUGGCCUAUAACUCGCAGGACGUCGUUUACCCGCAUUGCUUUCGUGCAUAAUAUUUUGCUUAGUAUCUUUUCCGCUUGGAUAUUCUUGGGCGUAUACCAGACAGUCACAUCCUCUCUUCCGCCUCCCCCAAGAGCGCCUUACCACAUCGCAGAUGUCUUGUGCAGAUUUGACCGCAGUCAAGGAAGCGGGCUGCUGCCUGAAUCGACUGCGGUGGGGAGUACACAGUCACCGCUAGCUACUCUUCAUGAUGAUUUCGCAGGAAUCUACGGGGCUGAGUCUCUGUGGGAGAAAGGCAUGAACUACUACACAUGGUUGUUCUACAUAUCCAAAUACUACGAGGUCAUAGACACCGUACUUCUGCUGGUGAAGGGAAAAAGGGUCUCUUCCUUACAGAUGUAUCACCACGCGGGACUCCGCAAGCGGUUGUGGGUGUCUCCUUGA